Messenger RNA from Thunnus maccoyii (southern bluefin tuna), 2510 nucleotides. It is a transcript of the gene rnf122, whose product is annotated as ring finger protein 122. Lineage: Eukaryota; Metazoa; Chordata; Actinopteri; Scombriformes; Scombridae. The transcript is spliced from 7 exons. The record is from RefSeq and is a predicted model, not a curated record. The coding region runs from base 119 to 748 and encodes 209 amino acids.
CAACACACGCCGACCCAGGCGGCCUGAGGAUUGGUCUCCCCGCACGUCACUCGCGUCUGCGGGGGCGGGAGCAGGAAAAUCGAGCCAGUGUUCUAGUUUUUCCACCUCUCUCACACAGAUGCUGCUGCUGGGUGUUAUUGUCUUGUUCACCUGUCUCACUGCUGGCCGACAUCACUGGCUGCUCUUGUUCACUUUAUUACGGUCGUCCAUCUGCACAGGCGGCUGCGGCUUGUUGGUAAACACGGAUCGGAUCCCGCCGGCAAGGACUCCCUCUGGUGCAUUGAUGCACCCGUUUCAGUGGUGUAACGGGUGCUUCUGUGGUCUGGGACUGGUUUACUCCAACAAGUCGUGCACCAUGCCGCCCAUCACCUUCCAGGACCUGCCCCUCAACAUCUACAUGGUCAUCUUUGGCACAGGCAUCUUUGUCUUCAUCCUGAGCCUAAUCUUCUGCUGUUACUUCAUAAGUAAACUACGACACCAAGCCCAGAGUGAGCGGUUUGGAUACAGAGAGGUAGUUUUAAAAGGAGAUCCAAAAAAGUUGAAUCUUCAUGGGACGUGUGCCGUGUGUCUGGAGGACUUCAAAGUGAAAGACGAGCUGGGAGUGUUGCCAUGCCAACAUGCUUUCCACAGGAAGUGUCUUGUAAAGUGGCUGGAGGUGCGCUGCGUCUGCCCCAUGUGCAACAAACCCAUAGCCGGCCCCCCUGAGCAGCACCACAGCAUAGGGACUUUGCUGGAUGAACUGGUGUAAUCUAGGGACCCCUGCCAGCUCUUGGAGGGACGCCGGCGCCCGGCCAAACCAGCUGGCUUAAGUUAGCAACCAACAGGAUGGGGGACCACAGUUUUGCUGUUAAAACAGCAGUGAAACACCAACAUGAUGAUAGUAAGUUGGGGUAACCUAGUUACCACCCGGAGAAAGACUCUGAAGGAUGCUGUUGCCUAGCAACCAUCCCUGAGAUGGCAACACAACACCUUGUGGUGUCUGAGAGAUUAUCUGCAGCCACCCACACAUCACUCCACCACUCUUCUUUUAACAUCCCCCUCUACACCCGUUCCUUCACAUCUUCUCUUGUUGCCUCGAGUGAGGUUAAUGGCACCACUGAAGUGGAGGAGACACAGUUGCAUUUUCCACAGCAGUGUGGAAAGAAAUUAGUGUGAAAGGAUGAGAGAGCGCUGGGUAGGAGUCACUGAUCCUCUCUUGAGCAUGUAUGAGUGUUGUAUGUUGUGGUGGGCAGUGAUGAUGUGAUUUCAGUGUUGGCCGAGGUUAUUGAAACUCUGAUGGAAAUGAUGUUUUGAGAUGAAGCAGCAGGCAAAUUGAUAUUUUUCAGCUCAGAUAGCCCCGGCAGUAGCACAAGGACGUGUUGACAGAGGUUACACUGCAAACAAGACAGUAAAUUCUCAGAGUUUAUGAAAAGGACAGACUGAACAAAGCUGUCUGGAGCUGGCUAUAAGAGGAGGAAGUUCUAUAGAACAUAAAGAAAUUUGAUUCAAUCUGGUUUUACAGAAAUAAAAAAGUUUGUUUUGAAAAUAUUUGGUAAACUGAAAUGACACUGGUCAAAGUUAAAGAUGGGUUCACACCUCUUUAGUAGGACCUAAAUGACUCAUUCCAAGUGUAGCAAGUUAACCAGUGUUUUCAUGAAAUUAGAGCCUUUCACACACACCGACUAAUUGUUUGCGGACGUGUGCAACUGAUACUGAUGUGUAAAAUCCAUUUUGUGGCCCACCUCUAAUAUUAUGUACAGUAGAUCCUACAUACUGUACAUGCUCCACUGGGAUGUUUUAUUGUUCGGACAUGUUUUAAUUGUGUUAUUCUUGACGGCAGGAACGGCCUCCUCCUGCCUCUCACUGUUCUGGUUCUUUGUUGAAAUAUGUUGAAGAUUUCUUAGGUAUUGCACUUUGAAUUCACACAAAAAAAAAAACUGUUUCCAUGCCUUUUUUUCUUAUGAAAUGUUAAGACCUCGGCUCAGAUGCACCACACAAGGUCACUUGUUUUCAGGUGUGGUGAAUCUUUUAUCGAGUCUACGAAGUAUCAGAGAUGCUGCUGCGUCUGAAGAUAAAGGAAACAGCAGUAGAGACUUUUAGUGUUGUUCUGUGAAUUCAUCUGGGAAGAAACUACAUCUCACUUUUGUUCACAGCAUUUUGUGGCAUUAUUGCUGGUGAUUCUGUUUUACAUUCCAUGGUUGUAGGUUGUUUUUUGUUUUUUUGUGGUUUACAGUGAUUCAGAAAUCAUAAGCAAAACACUGCCUAAAUUGAGCACAAACCUCACGAAGCACAUUGUCCAGACACAGUGGGCACCUGCACUGUAAUUAAAAGGCAAACACACAAGCGAGGUGAGUCUGUGUGCAAAGAAAAAAGAAGAAAUGGAGAACGAGAGAAAUGUGUCUAUCCUGUUGCGUUUGCAAUACAUGAGCAAGAGAAAUGUUUGCUCUGAUUCUGGCCACAUUCCACAUUUUGUAAUCCAAAGGAUGUAAAUAAAUUGAAACAAUAAUAAAUCCAGUUGUCUGUUUUGCUCA